AUGGCACCUGCCCUCACGUCUGCUGCCCCAACGGCCCCUCACGAACUCUCCCCCCAAACCACAACCACAGACAAAGCCCACAAAUCCGUCUUCCCGGACGGCAUCCGCACCUCGGGCCAACACGAGCCCAUUUACUCCCAGUUACGCCCUUACUCCGACUUCCCCACUGAAAUCAUCGGCCCAACCGCCUGGACAAAAGACGACUAUGCCCCCCACCCCUCGCGCUGGACACACGUCUUCUCUGCGUCUGAAAUCGACGAAAUCAGCGCCGCAGCAGAUGCCUUCCUCGCAAGCGACACGCCCCUCACCGGCAUCACACGGGCGAAAUUCCCGCUCCCGCAAUUCUCCACCUACCUCCAGCCCCUGCGCAACGAGCUCAUCGACGGCAAAGGCUUCAUCCUCUUCAAAGGCCUCCCCGUAACAAGCUGGGGCAACAAAAAGUCCGCCGUCGCAUACAUGGGGCUCGGCACGUAUCUGGGCUACUUUGUGUCGCAGAACAGUCGGGGCCAUGUGCUCGGGCACGUCAAGGAUCUGGGCGAGGACGCGAUGCAGAUUGAUCGCGUGCGCAUCUAUCGGACCAAUGCGCGGCAGUUUUUCCAUGCGGAUGAUGCGGAUCUCGUGGGCUUGCUGUGUGUGGCGAAGGCGUUGGAGGGCGGGGAGAGCGAUCUCGUGAGUGCGCAUAGUGUGUGGAAUGCGUUACAGCGUGAGCAUCCUGAUGUCGCGAAGCUGUUGACGGAGCCGGUGUGGUAUUUUGAUCGCAAGGGGGAGACGAGCAAGGGUCAGAAGGAGUGGAUUAGGACGGCGGUGUUUUACCUCGAGACGGGGGAGAAUCCGCGGGUGUACUCCAAGUGGGAUCCAUACUAUAUUCGAUCACUUACUCGUUUUUCGGAUGCGGGACUGAUCCCGCCGCUGAGCGAAGAGCAGAAUCGUGCUGCGUUGAUUCUGGAGGAGACGUGUCAGAAGCUGGCGUUGCAUAUGAUAUUGGACAUUGGUGAUAUUCAAUUCUUGUCUAAUAACCAUGUCCUGCAUGCCAGGACAGCGUACAAGGACUACGCGCCACCGGCGCCGAGGCGGCACCUCAUGAGGCUGUGGUUGAGCACGCCCGAGGACGAGGGCGGUUGGAGAUUGCCGUUCCAUGAUAGUAAGGAGAAGAAGAGGGGAGGUAUCCAGGUUGAUGAUACGCCGCCCGUUGCGCCCGAGGAUGCGGAGUAG
This is a messenger RNA of Plenodomus lingam JN3, 1212 nucleotides long. RefSeq lists its product as uncharacterized. NCBI's taxonomy places the organism in Eukaryota, Fungi, Ascomycota, Dothideomycetes, Pleosporales, Leptosphaeriaceae. Gene Ontology annotation, molecular function: oxidoreductase activity. The record is from RefSeq and is a predicted model, not a curated record.